GCAUCUUUCUGAUUCAUACACCCAUCCACCGCAUGUAUAUAUUCUCCCCGCAAUUCAACUCCAUUCCAUAUCGAUCUACUGAAAAAAGGGGUUAAUUCGAAUAAUCGAUCUCAUUUUAGGGGAAAAAAUGGCACCCGCCGAUCAGCAGAGGUUCCACGUUCUUGCCGUCGACGACAGCGUCGUCGACCGGAAGCUGAUCGAGAGGCUGGUGAAGGCGGCUUGCUCCGGCGAGGAUGUGACCGUGACGGUGGUGGAUUCCGGGGCGGAAGCGCUGCGGGUGGUGGAGGGAGCGGAGGUGAAUCUGAUCAUCACCGACUACAGCAUGCCCGGAAUGACCGGCUACGAGCUGCUCCGGGAGAUCAAGGGCUGCUCCGCCUUCAAGCACAUCCCUGUGGUGGUGGUCUCGUCGGAGGACGUCCCGUCGAGGAUCCGCAGCUGCCUGUCGGAGGGCGCCGAGGAGUUCUGCCUCAAGCCCGUCCGCCUCUCCGAUGUCCAACCGCAUCUCCUGAACGCCGCCUGCAAAGGAAGGCCGGCGACGAGGAUGACCUCUGCAAUUUGCGGGGCCGUUUGAUUCACCCGAAAUCGUUUGUCUGCUCUGUGGAUUUUAGAUGUGUUUAUAUUGAAUUUCAGAACAAUUUUGUAUCAAAUGUCUUCUGGUCCAAUUCUCUGUGAUUGCCAUGAAAAAAAAUCAGUUUGAAAUUUAAAUGCAUUCUGGAUUGGAGGCUAUAAUUGAUGAAUUUUUGAAUCUUUUUUUACAAUCCCAUUUUGAAAACUAGAAUUUAUAUCCGUGUGUUGUACGAUCAAUAAAUACUCCGUAUAAAAUAGUUAAUGUAUAAUUAAAGGGCAUCUUGCAAA
Molecule: messenger RNA, 855 nt
Organism: Cuscuta campestris
Lineage: Eukaryota; Viridiplantae; Streptophyta; Magnoliopsida; Solanales; Convolvulaceae
Source: the annotation of a GenBank genome assembly